This is a messenger RNA of Phytophthora nicotianae INRA-310, 243 nucleotides long. RefSeq lists its product as hypothetical. Lineage: Eukaryota; Oomycota; Peronosporomycetes; Peronosporales; Peronosporaceae. The record is from RefSeq and is a predicted model, not a curated record. The transcript is spliced from 2 exons. The coding region runs from base 1 to 243 and encodes 80 amino acids.
AUGGGCCGCUAUCUCCGAGCGGCAGAGAGCCGCACCAGCGACACAGACAAGGUCUACGUCGACACCAGUGACGCAGACAAGCCGCGGCGUGCCACGGCCACCCGGAGGUUGGCUCGGCGGCGGCACCAGAUAGGAAGGCCUGACUGUGUCCCGCGUAGUGUGCCAGCGGACUUGUUGCCGAAGGCUUGUGCAGAACGAAUUGAUGGCAGAUUCCCAAAUCGAUUCCCAGGACGUAAGGAAUAA